AUGUACCUCCACAAUUAUUCUUUGGUAUCAGAAUUUGUGUUGCAUGGACUCUGUACUUCACAACAUCUGCAAAAUUUUUUCUUUAUAUUUUUCUCUGGGAUCUAUGUGGCCAUUAUGCUGGGUAACCUCUUCAUUGUGGUCACUGUAGUUUCUGACCCCCACUUGCAGUCCUCCCCUAUGUACUUCCUGCUGGGGAACCUAUCUUUCCUGGACAUGUGGCUAGCCUCAUUUGCCACUCCCAAGAUGAUCAGGGAUUUCCUUAGUGAUCGAAAGGUCAUCUCCUUUGGAGGAUGUAUGGCUCAAAUCUUCUUCUUGCACUUUAGUGGUGGGGCUGAGAUGCUGCUGCUGGUUUCCAUGGCCUAUGACAGAUAUGUGGCCAUAUGCAAACCCUUGCACUAUAUGACCAUAAUGAACCGGCUAACUUGCAUCAGGCUGGUGUUGGUUUCAUGGAUCAUUGGAUUUGUGCAUUCAAUCAGUCAAGUAGCCUUUACUGUAAAUUUACCUUACUGUGGCCCCAAUGAGGUGGACAGCUUCUUCUGUGACCUACCUCUGGUGAUCAAACUUGCCUGCAUGGACACUUACAUCUUGGGUAUACUUAUGAUCUCAGACAGUGGGUUGCUUUCUGUGAGCUGUUUUCUGCUCCUCAUGAUCUCCUAUACUGUUAUCCUCCGCACUGUACAACAGCAUGCUGCUGGGGGCAUAACCAAAGCACUCUCUACUUGCUCUGCACAUAUCAUGGUAGUUACGCUGUUCUUUGGACCCUGCAUUUUCAUUUACGUGUGGCCUUUCAGUAGGUUCUCUGUGGACAAGCUCCUGUCUGUGUUUUACACCAUUUUUACUCCACUCUUAAACCCGCUUAUCUACACAUUAAGAAAUGAGGAGAUGAAAGCAGCUCUAAAGAAACUAUGUAACUGA
Messenger RNA from Cynocephalus volans (Philippine flying lemur), 915 nucleotides. RefSeq names its product olfactory receptor 4K14. Gene Ontology annotation, cellular component: plasma membrane. Gene Ontology annotation, biological process: G protein-coupled receptor signaling pathway. The transcript has a single exon. NCBI's taxonomy places the organism in Eukaryota, Metazoa, Chordata, Mammalia, Dermoptera, Cynocephalidae. The record is from RefSeq and is a predicted model, not a curated record. Gene Ontology annotation, molecular function: olfactory receptor activity; G protein-coupled receptor activity. Bases 1 to 915 code for a protein of 304 amino acids.